CUUGCUCUCAAGAUGGAUGAUCUUGCUAGCAUUCCAGUGCUCGCCGACGAUCUAUUGAAAGACCGCACGCGAGUCUUUACCGAGUAUCUCGAAAAGGAUGCUCUCAAAGACGAAAUCCGAGCGAUGCUUGUGCGGCUCGAACGCCGGCUCAUCAUCAAUCUCGAUGAUGUACGGUCAUACUCGCGCGACGCAGCCGACGGCCUCCUCAAAGCGCCUCAGGAGUACUUGACCGCUUUCGACAUUGCUUUGCGCGACACGAUCUUGUCAGUGCAUGAUCCUAUUGUGCACUCUGAGCAAGUAGGGGACGGCAACAAGUUUUAUAUCGGUCUCAAGGGCAGCUUUGGAGACCAUCGCCUUAGUCCACGAACACUUCGUGCUAAUAUGCUUGGCAAAAUGAUCUCUUUGGAAGGCAUUGUCACGCGAUGCAACCUCGUCCGACCAAAAGUCGUCAAGACGAUUCACUACUGCCCGAACACGCGUCACUUCCACUCGCGUCUAUAUACCGAUGCUCUCACUGCAGGCAGCGGUCCCACUUCCGGUGCGACAUACCCCGACAAGGACUCAGAGGGCAAUUACCUGGAGACCGAGUAUGGCUUGUCGACUUAUCUCGAUCAUCAAUCUGUUGCAAUCCAGGAAAUGCCUGAACGCGCGCCAGCCGGUCAGAUCCCACGCAGUAUCGAUAUCAUACUGGAUGACGACCUCGUCGAUCGUGUCAAGCCCGGCGACCGCGUGCAAAUCGUCGGCUCGUAUCGGUCUGUCGGUAAUAAGGGUGGCCAAGGAUCUGCAGUGUUCAAGACGCUCAUUCAAGCCAAUAAUAUCGUCCUGCUAUCGUCCAAAGCUGGAAACGGCAUUGCGCAGACGAUUCUCACAGACAGCGAUAUUCGCAAUAUCAAUAAAGUCGCAAAGAAGAAGAACGUCUUCGAUCUCGUGUCCCAAUCUCUCGCGCCCUCCAUCUACGGUCAUGAUCAUAUCAAGAAAGCCAUCUUGCUGCUUUUGCUCGGCGGUGUCGAGAAAAACCUGACGAAUGGCACCCAUAUUCGAGGUGACAUCAACGUCCUCAUGGUUGGCGAUCCAUCGACAGCCAAGUCUCAAAUGCUUCGCUUCGUGCUCAACACGGCUCCUCUGGCUAUUGCCACUACAGGAAGAGGUUCCUCUGGGGUCGGUCUUACUGCUGCCGUCACCACAGACAAAGAAACUGGCGAACGGCGUCUCGAAGCUGGCGCCAUGGUGCUAGCUGAUCGCGGCGUAGUCUGUAUUGACGAAUUUGACAAGAUGUCAGACGUCGAUCGAGUGGCUAUCCACGAAGUCAUGGAACAGCAAACGGUCACUAUCGCCAAAGCUGGCAUCCACACCUCGCUCAACGCGCGAUGCUCCGUCGUCGCCGCUGCGAAUCCCAUUUAUGGCCAGUACGACGUCCAUAAGGACCCUCAUCGCAACAUCGCCUUGCCAGAUUCGCUGCUAUCGCGUUUCGAUCUGCUCUUCGUCGUGACGGACGAUGUCGAUGAGAAGCGUGACCGGAUGAUCUCAGAACACGUUCUGCGUAUGCAUCGUUACCUGCAACCAGGCCUCGAGGAAGGUACACCCGCCGUCGAUCAGCUGGAGCAGAAUCUAGCUGUCGGCGAAGAAGCUGACUCUGGUUCGUCGAGACGAGAGACACAAGUCUACGAAAAGUUCAACCCACUCCUGCACGCCGGUGUGACGACAGAGACUGGCAAAGGCGCAAGCAAGAGGAAGCAGGUACUCUCAAUCGCGUUUGUUAAGAAGUACAUUCAGUACGCCAAGGCUCGCGUGGUGCCUGUACUCACGCAAGGCGCUUCGGAUCAUAUCGUCAGUGUGUACAGCUCUCUACGAAAUGACGACAUGGCUAGCAAUCAGAAGCGAACUUCACCCCUGACUGCUCGUACGCUCGAAACGCUCAUUCGUCUGUCCACUGCGCAUGCAAAGGCCCGUUUGUCGACCAAAGUCGAGGAAGAGGACGCGUAUGCAGCUGAGGAGAUUCUACGAUUUGCACUCUUCAAAGAGGUCGUCAAAGUCGCGAGUACGAAGCGUCGCAAGGUCGAGCGUGACGCGACUUCGAGCGAAGACGAAGCGGAAAGCGAAAGUGACGAUGAAGUCAUCAAGCCUGUUAAACGCAUGGAGAUGCCCAAUAGGCGCACUCGAUCGGCUUCGAUCGGACAGCGAAGUGCACGAGCAUCCGUACCCCCGGCGAUGUCCAUAUCAACACAGAAUGAUACGCAGGACGAGCGACUGGCUCGUGAGCUUGCCAAUGAAGAGUCCCAAUCGCAGUCCAUGACUCUCGAGCCGGAGCCAGCGGCGCCCGUAGUUGAUGUGAAUCAGCAAGCAAGAAUCAAGGCAUUCAGAAGACGCGUUGCUGAUGCUUUCAGAGGUCGCUUCGCCACCGAUGAGACUCUGUCGAAAGAUGCUCUGCUGCCGGUCGUCAACGAUGGUCUGCCGAGCGAGGCGCUAUAUAGCUCGGACGAGGCGGAAGCGAUCCUCACACUCAUGUCAGAAGAGGAAGAUCUAUUCUACUCUGCUGGCGUCGUCUAUAAGCUUUGAGCGAGCCUUUUGUCUUGUAAUGUAUGUGUUCAGAGGGAUGCGACGAAAUAGAUGCAUUAUUGAUGCCCUGUCU
Messenger RNA from Mixia osmundae IAM 14324, 2629 nucleotides. RefSeq lists its product as uncharacterized. Gene Ontology annotation, cellular component: nucleus; MCM complex. The record is from RefSeq and is a predicted model, not a curated record. Lineage: Eukaryota; Fungi; Basidiomycota; Mixiomycetes; Mixiales; Mixiaceae. Gene Ontology annotation, molecular function: ATP hydrolysis activity; ATP binding; single-stranded DNA binding. Gene Ontology annotation, biological process: DNA strand elongation involved in DNA replication; double-strand break repair via break-induced replication; mitotic DNA replication initiation. The transcript has 8 exons. The coding region runs from base 13 to 2556 and encodes 847 amino acids.